Molecule: messenger RNA, 924 nt
Organism: Malurus melanocephalus (red-backed fairy wren)
Lineage: Eukaryota; Metazoa; Chordata; Aves; Passeriformes; Maluridae
Gene: MTLN
Product: mitoregulin
Exons: 1
Coding region: 54-230 (58 amino acids)
Biological process (GO): positive regulation of mitochondrial membrane potential
Cellular component (GO): mitochondrial inner membrane
Source: RefSeq, a predicted model, not a curated record
GCCCCCGCGGCGGCGGAAGCGGAGGCGGUGCCGGGCUCGGCAGUGGGAUCGGGAUGGUGCUGGAGGCGCUGCGGCCGCGGGCCGUGCGCUGGGCGCUGCUGGCCGCCUUCGCCGCCGGCGUGGUGGUGGGCUGGCAGGCGGGCCGGGCGCGCCGCCGCUUCCUGCGCUGGCGGCAGCGAUACCUCCAGCGCCGCCUCGCCGCCGCCCAGGAGAAGCUGGAAGCGGCCUGAGCGCCGGAGCAGCCGGGCUCCCCCUGGCCCUCCCUGGCAGCGGGCUCCGGGUGGCUCCUGCGGCAGCCUCGCUAGGUGCUGCCUGAGCUGCUGGAAGCGGGUGAAGCGCUGCUGGAGAGGGAUAGCAUCUGGAACGGCAGGGCUGCCGGCUGGACAGCAUCCGUGCAAUAGCAGUGAUUUUGGAGAGGACAGCAUCCGUGGAAUAGCAGGACUUCUGGAAAGGACAGUAUCCGUGCAAUAGCAGUGCUGCUGAAGAGGACAGCAUCCGUGGAAUAGCAGGACUUCUGGGGAAGGACAGCAUCCAUGGAAUAGCAGGACUUCUCUUCUGCCCUUCACAAGGCAAGAUCCCARACUGUGUCAGACUGACCUAACAAAGCGCAGAGCAUAUGCAAGCAAUGGUACCAAACCUGGAGCGCCAGGGAGGUUUGRAGUUCCUGUCCCUGGAGGUGUCCAAGGAAGGAAGAACUGAAUGUGGCACUCAGUGCUUUGGGCUGACAAGGUGGGGAUCGGUCACGGGUUGCACUCGAUGAUCUUUUCCAGCCUCAGUGAUUCUGUGAUUUCCAUAUUCCAACGGGCUGUUUGCACCUUGUCCAGCUCUAAGCCCGCUGCUCUGCCCUUGCCAGGAAGCGCUGCCAACACAAUAAACUAGACAAAGUCAUCACGUGGUGUUCCUAGGUGUUUAUUUCUGAAAUAA